CCUUUUGUUGGGGAUGAUACCAUUCACGCGUGCUACAAGUAUGAAUGGCGAAAAAGAAAUGAUUAUAAACCAGGAGUCGACACAGUGCUUGAGGAACAUUAUGAAGAGCGCAAGGAAUCUAGAGUCAAUUCUCCAGUAAAAGACACCAUGGAAUUAGAAAAUGAAGAACUGAAUCCGUAUAUAAAACUAAUGUUACAACCACUAGUGCGUUUUAUGGAGGUCUUAAUGUCAGAGAACCCCUUGUCACUGGUAGAAAUCUGCUCCAUGAAUGUCCCCACUGAGCUGCUUACAGACGCAUGUACAAGUGGCCCAGAAUAUGAGACAAAUUCUGUAGAUACAGAACAACAGACUGAUCAGAUUUGCAAGAAAGGAAGUAAAUGGAAUUUGCCAUUCAAGUUGCUGCGCAGAAAUAAGAAAGAAAAUGGACAAAAGAAGAGAUCUUCAGGAUUUUUCUCCCGUUUUUUCCACUGAUCACUAAGGCCUUCCUUUAAAGACUAUACCAAAGAUCUUUCGCCAUCUUUUCUCCAGAGUCUUUCAAUAAACUAUGUUCAAAAUUAUGCCAUGAUGGACCACAUUUUGCAUUUAUUGAAGUUUCC
Saccostrea cuccullata (small rock oyster) is the source of this 596-nucleotide messenger RNA. RefSeq lists its product as uncharacterized. The annotation marks the transcript as partial. The transcript is spliced from 6 exons. Lineage: Eukaryota; Metazoa; Mollusca; Bivalvia; Ostreida; Ostreidae. The record is from RefSeq and is a predicted model, not a curated record.